Molecule: messenger RNA, 5461 nt
Organism: Oncorhynchus masou masou (cherry salmon)
Lineage: Eukaryota; Metazoa; Chordata; Actinopteri; Salmoniformes; Salmonidae
Product: serine/threonine-protein phosphatase 2A 56 kDa regulatory subunit delta isoform-like
Exons: 17
Coding region: 38-2020 (660 amino acids)
Biological process (GO): signal transduction; protein dephosphorylation
Cellular component (GO): cytosol; protein phosphatase type 2A complex; nucleus
Molecular function (GO): protein phosphatase activator activity
Source: RefSeq, a predicted model, not a curated record
CCUCCAGCCUAAACGAGGAGUGCAAUCCGCCCAUCCAAUGAAAAACUUACAGUGGCCCGUCACUAGGCAGUAUAACGUGUGGCUGGCCAAUUAUCUUUUUCUUGGCCUAGAAGGGUGCAGGGAGCUGAAGCUAACCGAGUGGCAGCGAUCGAGUCCCGGGGAAAUCUGUCACGGAGUCACCGUGAAAAAGAUCAACAGCCACAACAUGCCGAAUAAAACUAAAAAGGAAAAGGAACCAACCAAAUCUGCCAAAAGCAGCACUAAAAACAGUAAUGCCACCAGUGGGAAAGACACAGGAACUGAAAAUGCAGAUGAGGCGGCGCAGCAGCAGACUGCCAGCAAGCGUCCCAGCAAUAGCACCCCUCCACCCACUCAGCUCAACAAGAUCAAGUACUCUAGCGGUCCCCAGAUCGUCAAGAAGGAGCGUCGCCAGAGUUCAUCACGAUUCAACCUCGCCAAGAACCGUGAGCUGCAGAAACUUCCUGCCCUCAAAGAUGCGCCUCUUAUCGACCGGGAAGAGCUGUUUGUGCAGAAGCUGCGCCAGUGCUGCGUACUCUUUGACUUUGUCACGGACCCCCUAAGCGACCUGAAGUACAAGGAGGUGAAGCGUGCCGGUCUGAAUGAGAUGGUGGAGUACAUCACGCACAGCCGCGAAGUGGUCACCGAGUCCAUCUAUCCCGAGGGUGUCAUCAUGUUUUCAAUCAACCUGUUCAGGACCCUGCCACCAUCCUCCAACCCCACGGGGGCUGAGUUUGACCCAGAAGAGGACGAGCCCACACUGGAGGCUGCUUGGCCACACCUACAGCUGGUGUAUGAAUUCUUCUUACGAUUCCUGGAGUCCCCUGAUUUCCAGCCUAAUGUCGCCAAAAAAUACAUUGACCAAAAGUUUGUACUGUCUCUACUGGAGCUGUUUGACAGUGAAGACCCCAGGGAGCGGGACUUCCUGAAGACCAUCCUCCACAGGAUCUACGGCAAGUUCCUGGGUCUUCGGGCCUACAUCCGCAGACAGAUCAACAACAUAUUCUACAGGUUUAUAUAUGAAACCGAGCAUCACAAUGGAAUCGCCGAGCUCUUAGAAAUCUUAGGAAGCAUAAUCAACGGCUUUGCCCUGCCAUUGAAAGAGGAGCACAAGAUGUUCUUGAUUCGGGUGCUGCUGCCGCUUCACAAAGUGAAGUCACUCAGCGUCUACCACCCACAGCUGGCGUAUUGCGUUGUGCAGUUCUUGGAAAAGGACAGUAGUCUAACUGAACCAGUGAUCAUGGGCUUGCUGAAGUUCUGGCCUAAGACCCACAGCCCCAAAGAAGUGAUGUUCCUCAACGAGCUGGAGGAGAUCCUGGACGUCAUCGAGCCGUCUGAGUUCAUCAAGGUCAUGGAGCCGCUGUUCAGACAGUUGGCCAAGUGUGUUUCCAGUCCACACUUCCAGGUGGCAGAGAGGGCGCUGUACUACUGGAACAACGAGUACAUCAUGAGUCUGAUCAGUGACAACGCCGCCAAGAUCCUCCCCAUCAUGUUCCCUGCUCUCUACAAGAACUCCAAGAGCCACUGGAACAAGACAAUCCAUGGGCUGAUCUACAAUGCCCUAAAGCUCUUCAUGGAGAUGAACCAGAAGCUGUUUGAUGACUGCACCCAGCAGUACAAGGCUGAGAAACAGAAAGAGAAGUACAAGCUGAAGGAGCGUGAGGAGGUCUGGCACAAGAUCGAGGAGCUGGCCAAGCAUAACCCUCAGGUUACCAAACUCCGACCUGGUCUCCACCCACAAGAAGAGUACAUGGUGUACAAUGAGAGUACGGGAGGGGUGCCCUUGUACUCCAUGGAGACGGAGACGCCCACUGCUGAGGACAUUCAGCUGCUGAAGAAGACUGUCGAGACAGAGGCCACACAGGGGAUGAAGGACAUCAAGAAAGACAAGGUGUUGAUGCGGCGGAAGUCGGAGCUGCCGCAGGACGUGUACACUAUAAAAGCCCUGGAGCAACACAAGCGAGCAGAGGAGUACCUGACGGCCAACGAGGAGGCCCUCUGACCAGGGUGUAGUGGCACCCUCCAUGCCUAAACCCCCUCCCUCAACCUCCUGUCCGUCUCUCAUCCAAACAGUCGCCUACUGUACACCUGAUAGCCCCCUCUUCGCCUCCGCUUCUCCUCCCCCUCCACCUCUGCCGGAGAUCCCCAUCUGCAGAAAACCAAGGCCAUCAGAGUUAGACAAGAACACACACUCCUAUACGCACACAUAGGAACAUGCACACAGACGUACAAAUUGUUCCAACUUCCAAAUACUCACAUAUAUUUGACUACAGUGGGCUGAUUGUUAGGUUGCACGAGGACAACCAUUAUACAACAGUAGUAUUAAGUGUAAGCAUCCGUGAAGCAUGUUUCUUUGUUUUGUUUCUGUUUCCCUUCGGAUUGGUUUUGGUUGUCCUCAUGUUCCUCCCUCCUGCUGUGAUAUGCUGUGCUGAAAGGGACGACCAAAGCAUUACCUAUAGAGGGCAGUCGAGUGAGUGGUGGUCCCGCUAGCUUGUCUGGAGUGAGGGGGUGUGGGAUAUCUGAUUGGUUUGGUGGAAAAUAGGGCCAUGCUCUAGUCUAGCUGGAUGUCUGGUGGAAGUAGUGAUUCUGCUCUGUUAAAAAAAAAAAACUUGCUGUCAGUUCAUGUCCAGGCAGCAUAGUACAUUUUGGGGAAGCCAAGUCUGGGACACAAAGCUUACAAGGCAAAGCAAUGACAUGAGAGGACGAGGAAUCAAGAUGGCUGCCUUUAUCUUAAUUUAAUUAAUGUAUGUCAGUCUCUUCCAUGAAACCAGUUUUUUCUCACUCUUUAGUUGUAGCUUCAUGAAGUCACCUCUUUGCAUCCUUAAAUCAUGGCCUUACAGCAUCUGUUGAAUUACAUUCUCCCUGUUUAUUAGUCGCAAGCUAAUAGCAUGAUUGUAAGCCUAGAUAAUUGGUGUAUGCAGGGCAGUCAGUCCGGGUCUCAAUUUACUGUUUGAGUGUUAGAAUAGUAGAAUACACAAGGUGGAAUUGAGAUAUUUGGUUGUGCAUCAGCAGUUUCCCGCUUGUCAGUCACUGACAGUCACUCAAUUAGCCCAUGUCCGCUAACAUGUUUUAGAUUGGUAAGUUAGUCUACCCAGCUAUCUAAACUUGUAGUUAUCACGGCCAAAUUACGGACCAGGCAUGAAGGGCACUUGCCCAGGGGCCCCGGUCUCCAGGGGGCCCCCAAUUGAUUUCAUUAGUCACUUAAGUCAGUUAUUUAUUUAAUUAUAGAUAUCAUAUUAACAUGGCAUAAGUCAUGGCAACAUGUGUAGAAUUGCAGGAAAUUAGCUGUAAAACUGCACAUUUCUCUCUGCCCCACGGCAAAAAGAGUGAAAUGACUUAUAAAAUAGUUUUGCCCGUGAGGUGCCCCUCACUCCCUACCAAUAUCUCGCCUAGUUCCCCCAAAAGGCGUGAGAAAGCAAUCACAAUCAUCUGAUUGCUCGAAGAAGGGUUUUUUGUUUUGUUUGGUUUUUGAGACUUGUUCACAGAACUGAUAAGGCUUUUCAUAUGUUAAUUCCUAGUCGGCCGGUCCACUAUAAAGCACUUGAAGAUACAGAAUACGUUUUGAACAAAUAUCUAAACUUGUAAUAGAGCUCCUGUUGAAAAAAAAUGUUUAUUGUAUUUUAGAGGUGUAGCUCAAAAACAAAAUCAUGUCGCUGUGUCAAAAAGAAACCUCAGAAACCAAUUCAGUUAAAUCAAAUCAAACUGUAUUUGCCACAUGCGCCGAAAACAACAAGUGUAGACUUUACCUUGAAAUGUUACUUACAAGCCCUUAACCAACAGUGCAGUUCAAGAAGAAGACCAUAUUUACCAAGUAGGCUAAAAUGUAAAUGAACACAAUAAGAAUAAGAGAGGAUGUCAGGGUAAUAUUGUCUUUAGGAAAGGCAACCAUAAGCUGCUGCAGUGUCCGUCCAUCCUUUUCUCAAAGAUAACCUUCUCACUCUGCUCUGUCCAGACUCGGACUGUCAUGAUUGUUAUCCAUUCCUUCCUUCAUAAUUAUAUUGUGUUUAUUAAUGUUUCUGGCCCAAUGGGUAACAUCUCCUCUGCCUCUUUAGUUAUUCCUCUGUAGCCAUCUUCUGGCCUUUCUAUCUUAUGUGUUUGUGGAUUUUAUGUUUCUUAAAAGAUGAAAAUGCACCUCUGUUGAGGUAGUCUCAUUGCGGAAAGGAAAACGGUUAUUUCGGUUCAAGUGUAGGGAAUCUCUACACAAUAUCAUGUUCCCCUUUCUCCUCUAAACCGGCUUGAUUCAAUAGGUCUAAUUCCUAACCUAAGCAAUAUUUUUAGUUGAAACAAACUCAUGCUCUUGAAUGGUGUAUGGAAGUGCGCAAUACAAUCCUCCUCAUAGGACUAUCUACAGAUAUAAAAAAUAUAGAAUGGCUUUACUAGCACACAUGGGAAAAGGAAAGGCUGUGGUUACUGUUGCAAAUGUGUACUGUAUAUUGUAAUGUAUAUUGCUUAGGGGUGCACCCCUACCACCCCCUUGUCUUGUAGGUUAAUCCCACCCCCCUUACUCCUCCUCCCUCCUUUUGUUUCUGGUUUGUUUUCUUCCACUUGCUGCGUUUCCUUGUCGUAUGGUCUCGUCUAUUGAGUUGUCUGUCAAUCACACCCAACAGUGGGGAAUUGCUCACUCCUAAGGCUGCUGGGCAAAGUGAGUCGUCAUCGCACACAUACUUAUAGAGGCUGGCUGCCAAAGAGUUCCCUCCCUCAACAUGACCUUACAGUCACAACGUUAGAGCAGUCUAAAUCCGAGCUGCUUUUUAUCCGAGCUGCUUUUUAUAUCAUCUGAGUUGGAUUCCUAACAUGUUUAUCCUGACACAUAAAUAUACACUUUUUUUGUAAUCACAGUAGCGAUAACCUCUACAUUCUCCCUCAGUGGAACAAAAAUCUCAUCAGCUCAGAUUGGAUUUGCCCAGUCUUGUCUGCACCCGAAGACCUAUGCUCUAAAUUGUCUUCUGGUGAGGUUUGAAAAUGUUACCUGUGCAUGAGACAUUUGUAUUUAUAAACACUAUAUCAAUAAGUCGCAAUAUAGUGUUAAAUAUUAAUUCUUAAUACAAAUAAUGUAUUACUGUUCUCUCACCAACCUGAGCAAGGCACAUGCAUUCCUAUUGGCCAUGCUUCCAGAAAGUAACUGUUGAGACAUUCCAGACUACAAGAGAUAGGUAGCAUUGUACCAGGGCACUACAAUGCCAUGGCUGGGUGGUGACUGAUUACAUGAAAUGGCUUAGUUUGUCCAGCAGCCACACACAAACUGAAGAGGACAUUUUUUUUAAACAAAGGGUCUCUCUCCACCCCACCCCCCCAGGUCUGACACUAAUCUUAAGCUGCUUUCCAGGUCAUAUGUACAUAUGUUGUACUUUAAUUAGGUAGAGCAUUACAUAGUAUGAAAGUCAUAUUUUGUACAGAUGUUCAUGUAUGUACAGAACAAAAUAAAGUAAAAAAUAGUGGACAU